GCAGUGGUACAUGGUUGAUCUUCCUGAACUGUUUCUUUGAGUUGUCCUGCUGGUUUUUGGAAGUCCUGUAAAAUCAGUGAAGCUGAAAUUUAAACCCCAAAAUUAAAAGAAGCCAUCCUUUGCAGACUUGAGGAUUGAAUGUGUAAAACUAAAUAUGUUUCUAUUAUGUAAAGUACAAUAGCCGGAUUUGUCUAAGUUCUUUGGGUAGGCUAUAGCAUUAACAAUGCCUGAGAGACAUCAGCUAGUUUGGCACCCAGUCAGCACAUGCAGGAGUGUUUGGAUCACCUUGGGCAAGGUCCUCUGUGUGUGUUCAUCUUGUUGCCAUGGUUCCUAUUGGAGCGUUUGACACAACAUCUGCAGCUUAUAGUGCCUCAUUACUGAUGAAAUCACUCCAGUGGAAAGUCAGCUCAUAUGGGUGUCCUUAGUGGGCUGCGCCGCUCCAGGUCCUCUUAGACCGCUCUCCUAAAGGUUAGCCGUGACAGUCAAGUACAAAAACAUCUGUUUAACAACAUGCGUCUAACCUAAUUGAGCCAAUGAAACCCCUUUUCCUCUGUUCUGAUGAUGUGAACUAUUUACUGGGAGAUUGGUUAGCGUCUGUUUGACGUUAGCUCUUGUGGGAAAGGCAGUUCACACCAUGGAGCACACAUAAAAAGUUCCAGGCUGCUGAGAAAGAGAGUGAAUAUGUGAACAGAAAAAGAAAAGUUUAUCAGGCAUUUGGGAACAGUUAACUAAGAGUCCCUGCAGGAAUUUGCUAUAAUGCUGGCAAAAAUAAGUCUAAUUUCUAUUGUUGAUACUACACGGGCAGUGGUCCUUCACUCACAUGAAUGUGCAUAACCUGUCUUAAAUAAAUUAGUAGUUUGGGUUUUGUGCUAAGUGAUCCUUUUGUAUGCCACAGAGCACAGAUGUUGUAGUAACCGAUGGUCUUCAUUAAUACAUGAGACAAUGCUGUGACAGGGGCCAACCUGAUAGCACUCCAGGCAGGCGUCCACUGGCUUUGUUAUUGCAUAUUUGUGCUGCUGCAGCAGGCUACACCCAGGCCGAGACAUUAACAUCACCACUGUGUCCGGGACACUCGCUAUUCAAAUGUCAGUUUCCACAAGUGAGACCAUCACAGCUCUUUUUUUGGUUUUGUGUUUUUGCAUCUGCAGAGGGUUUUCUUGUAGACAAAAGAUAAAGCUUAUGUAACUUAACUUUUGAGCAGACUUUCCCAAAGGCUUUUAAAAGGCAGAUAGUUUUUCCUAGUGAGAGUGUCAUCUGUUUUUGCCUCAGUUGCUGUUCCUCUUUUUUUUUCUUCUUCCCUGUGUAUAGGACCCAGACUCCUGCCAGAGAGCUGUGUUUUUUGGCAGAGAGGAGGGAAUGACGUCGACAGGCGUGGUAAUAACAAUGAGAACACUAUUAAGUCCAGACUACACAGACUCUCUGGUAGAAAUGUGGAGAAGAAGAAAGAAAACAUCUGAAGGGUGUGGCCAUGAAAUGCGAAAUAUAUGUAUUUAAAAACUCUCGUACCUGAGGUGCUUUAUUCAAAGCUUUCACUAGAACUGAAUCAAAUCAAACCACAUACUAUGGUAGUGGAGUUUCCUCUGAGUCGAGGAGUGCGCACCGAGCAGUACAGUACAUAGGAAAUGACUCAUAGGAGCUGAACUGUUAGCGUGGGUGUGUGCGCUAUUAAAACAAGGCGCAGACUCCUCCGGGUGACUCACUCUGAUGCUCGCUUUUCCAUGCUGAAAACCAGCACGGAUUGUUAAUCAGAUGAACUUUCGGGAAUUGUGUAGCCGACAGCGAGCAGCUUUUCACCCGCAGACAUCAUGGCUUCAAACGCUCUCUGCGCGCUCUGCGGACUUAUUAUAGCGGCCGUGACUCAUUUUCAUGCUGUGAGCGCACAAAAAAGUCAGUGUAGCAGUUCAGAGUUUUGGAACCCAGAUUUGGAUGUUUGUGUCCCGUGUGCAUCGUGCAAGCAGUACCCAAAGACCCCGUCAUGCAACACAUGUAAACCUGUGGAGGACACACCUGAUGUGUGGAAGCUGGCAGCCAUCACCAGUUUCUCGGUGCUGGCUGUCGUGCUGGUUGGUGCCGCAUUGAUCAUCGGGGUCAUGGUGCAUCGACGCAAGUCACACAAACGGCCUCUACGUGAACCCAUCGAAGAAACUGCAGGGCCACUUUAUCAAGCUUAAACAUUUCAGUAGCCUCAUCUUCCUCUGGAAACAGAUGUGACAGAACCAAGCAGCGACUGGCUCAGAGCCGGGCGCAGGAACCUCUGGACCAUGAAGUGUAUACUCUGACUGCAGGGUAUCUCUUUACCAGAAUCGGACCAUUUUAAUUUAUUAGACUGUUCAGUGACGAGAUGUUCUCAGUUCUCACGCUCAGUGUAGGUCCCACAGUGACCACAGGAGUUACAACGAGCAACUCUCCCACCUCUGUAGGAAUAGUAACAACAUUAUACUAGAGUGGUAUCAUUUUCAGAUAUUGUGUGCCUUUAUAUUCCAUGUAAAUUAGAUUUUGACCUGGAGAACCUUUGUGGGUUUAUGGAUGUUUGAUUCAGAAAUAAGAUAAGAAACUACAAUCCAUGCUUCUGUUUUGUAUUGUGCUGUUUUUUUUUCUCUUUUUUUUUUUUUUUUGUCCAGCAGGGACUCCAAUGAAUGUAACACAGCUACUGCUGCCUGCAAGGCUGCAGUUUGAUCCCCUGCUAUGCUGCAGGGUUAGACGGGGUCUCUCUGCUGGUUAUUUACCACAACAGCCUCUUACAGACAAACGACAUGUGAGUAAGACAUACUGUUAGGCACAUUAAGGCCAUUUGAAUGUAGCUACUUUUAGGUGAAACGUAUUCUUGCCUUUGUCCCUGUCAGUACCUCCAUGUACCUGUUCUUUUAGUAGCCUGCUACAGUGAUAAAGCUGUUGAUUGAGGGAGCAAACUGUACUCAUGCACUGUUACCAGGUCUCCUGAGACCAACACAGACCCUUUAUUGCAGGUCAUGACAAUAUUGUCUUGUCUGUUUUUAAUGUUGUUGUUUUUUAGCUGAAUUUUUCACUAUUGCAGCCCCAGAAUGCACACGUUACCGUCCCAGCGUUCGUAGAACAGGAUGUUUGAAACACUAGAAACACAUUUUCAAACUGCUAACACGUGGGAAUGUUGCAAGGAAUGUACUGUAGAGAGGAAAAUUACACCUACAGUGUUUUAGGUGGAGCUAAACAAUCACAAUGCGUGCUAACUCUGACCUGUUGAACGACUUCAGAUCUGCAAGGAGGCAAAAACAAAGUAUGCGUCAUUUCUAGAUGUCUGUUUGUAAUUUUGUGGCCAUUGAAACCAGUGAGAAACUUGGUGGGCAUGGUUGUUUUUUCCACUUUUUUAGUACAAUUUCCUUUUUCUUUUUUUUUUUUAAUCUUCAAACCAUCAAGCAGUAUGUGGUUAUUGGGAAUCCUUGUGAUAUUUUUUUUUUUUUCACUGACAAUGUUUCAGGUCUUAUUUUUGGAUCUGUCUGCUUGUGGGUAAACUGCUUGCCCUCUGGCAGCAAAAAGAAAAUUAGAGAAUCACUUAAAAUACAGAUAGCUUCCUCAUUCCUUUUCUUUUUGAGAUGUUUAUAUUAUUUAUUUUUAAGUAUCUCGCUGUGUUGUAUUACAUCAACUGCGAGGGACAAGCACAUUUUUAAAGGGACUCCAGUGAAGAUUUUUGUUAAAACUUCCACUUGGCCAGCCAACGAUGUUACUGAGCAAUAACUAACACUUUCUGCUUAUUUCUCAUGCUUUUAGUUUCUAACUGUAUAUACUGUAAAUGCACUGGCUUCUUUUAGUUAAUGCAAUUUUAUAAACGGCUUUGUGUACCAAAAGUAUUUUCACAAUAAAA
Toxotes jaculatrix (banded archerfish) is the source of this 3838-nucleotide messenger RNA. Its product is annotated as tumor necrosis factor receptor superfamily member 12A. Gene Ontology annotation, molecular function: protein binding. Gene Ontology annotation, biological process: positive regulation of apoptotic process. The transcript is spliced from 5 exons. The coding region runs from base 1806 to 2171 and encodes 121 amino acids. Gene Ontology annotation, cellular component: plasma membrane. NCBI's taxonomy places the organism in Eukaryota, Metazoa, Chordata, Actinopteri, Toxotidae. The record is from RefSeq and is a predicted model, not a curated record.